UCCAAUUCUACAUAAUCUUGAAAAUGCAGACAGCUAAGGACAUCGCAGCUUCGGCCAAGGCCGGCAUGGAGAAAACCAAGGCCUCACUCCAAGAAAAGGGUGAGAGGAUGACGGCGCACGAUCCGUUGCAGAAGGAGAUGGCGACGGAGAAGAAGGAGGCGAAGAUCCAUGAGGCUGAGCGCCGGAAGCACGAGGAGCGUCGCCACAACGCGGCCGUGGCUGAUCAUGGUGUCCACACUGGAGUGUUGGGCGGCCAUGAUCAGCAUGUGCCCGGUGGGCACAAGCAUACGACUGGGACCGGCGGCACCUACUAGUGUCCGUGUUUUGUAAUUUCCAAAAAUAAAAAUCUUUUUUUUUUUGUUAAAUUUCACUCUUUUGAUUGUGUUGUAAUGUAAUCUGGUUUCAUUUGGCA
This is a messenger RNA of Salvia splendens (bonfire salvia), 412 nucleotides long. RefSeq names its product 11 kDa late embryogenesis abundant protein. The transcript is spliced from 2 exons. The record is from RefSeq and is a predicted model, not a curated record. Gene Ontology annotation, biological process: embryo development ending in seed dormancy. NCBI's taxonomy places the organism in Eukaryota, Viridiplantae, Streptophyta, Magnoliopsida, Lamiales, Lamiaceae. The coding region runs from base 24 to 314 and encodes 96 amino acids.